AUGUCACUUCGAAAAGUAAUUGUCUUCGAUUCGAAAUCGUAUGAUGAAAAAACUUUUAAAGCUGCAUUGAAAAACUUAAAUGGGCAAAAUAAACUUCGUUUUACAUUCUUGGAAAGUAAAUUAACCGAGGAAACUGUUGAUGAAGCACUUGGUUACGAUGCUAUUUGUGUUUUUGUCAACGAUGUUGUUAAUCAAAAUGUUAUCGAACAGCUACACAAAACAUGUGACACAGUGAAGAUGAUUGCCUUACGAUGCGCUGGAUUUAACAAUGUUCAUUUGGAAACAGCGGAAAAAUAUGAUCUGAAAGUUUCACGUGUACCACGUUAUUCACCUUUAGAUGGAUUAGUCGGUAUUGAUUUAUUUGGCAAAACGGUGGGAAUUAUCGGAACUGGAGGUAUUGGAAUGUGUGCGAUUAAUAUUUUUCUUGGCUUUGGUUGUACAGUGCUAGCAUAUGAUAUUUAUCCAAAUGAAAACGCGGCAAAGGAAAAAGGUUUUGUAUAUACAACAAUGGACGAACUGCUACGAGAAAGUGAUGUCGUUUCAAUCUAUGCACCAUUACUUGAUUCAACAUAUCAUCUGAUUAAUAAGGAGGCUUUGGAUAAGAUGAAACCGAGAGCGAUGUUGAUUAAUACAAGUCGAGGUGGUUUAGUUGAUUCGAAAGCUCUUCUCGAAUGUUUGAAAUCAGGCAAAUUACGAGGUGCAGCAUUAGACGUUUAUGAAAAUGAAAAACAAUAUUUCUUCAAUGAUUACAGUCAACAAGUUAUGGAAGAUGAUACACUCGCACGUUUAAUUUCAAUGCCGAAUACAAUUGUUACAUCUCAUCAAGCAUUUCUUACGGAAGAAGCUUUGAAAAACAUCGCUGAAACCACUGUACAAAGUUUAUUGGAUUUCUUCGAUGGCAAACCAUUGCAUGAGAAUAAUGAAGUCAAAGCACCGCCGAAAAAAUGA
Molecule: messenger RNA, 948 nt
Organism: Adineta ricciae
Lineage: Eukaryota; Metazoa; Rotifera; Eurotatoria; Adinetida; Adinetidae
Source: the annotation of a GenBank genome assembly